AUGGAUAUGGCUGCAACACCAACAACAUAUGGCCAGAACGGAAUCAAAACGGGAACGGGAGUCAAACCGGAACGUUCUCUUUGUUGUCAUCCAAAUCGUGCGUUUCGUCUCUUUUGUAAAUGUACCUCCGUGCGAGGUAUGUCGAAGCUGUACACCGGACCGAAAGUAUUGCGUAUCAUGUGGCUAAUGUUUGUGCUCAGUAUGACUUGUUUGCUCAUUUCAUCUACGGCAUCUCUGAUCAAGGAUUACUUGAACUACGAUGUCAGUGUACAUAUCCAGGUAAAGUUGGACACCCCAGCUCCAUUUCCAGCGUUGACCGUUUGUCAUCAACCGCCGUUUUCAUUUGAGGCUUACGAAUUAUGGAACAAAUCUAAGGUUUUAUCUCCAUCCCAAUUCAAUCAAUACAUGCGCAAACUGGUCCUUGAUGCGUUAUACAGGAAUGAGUUAGAUCUGGCUGUUGGCAUUUGGGGCUAUGAUACACUGAGUGUCUACUAUCAGAACUUAGCAGUCAAUGAAACCAUACACCUCGGUCAUUCACCGGCUAUUUUUCUCAGCUGUGUACGUUUCACAGCACAGAGUAUCUCUUUUGAGGAUAAUUGUACCUUACUACAAGGAUAUCAUUUGCGCCGUUUUUCUCAUCAUUUAUUCAUGAAUUGUUACACCUUCGAACCAAAGGAAUUGUCAGAAGCGCAAGAUAUAUCUAUCUUCAGUCUAGUAGUGGGCAUGAGUCCUCGGGACCGAGACGUACCAGCUCAUCCGGCUUUCUUUACCGACGUGUUUGAACAAGCUCGUGGAUUGCGCAUUGUGGUUCAUGAGCCGGGGACUAUGCCUGACAUGGAAAAGGAUGGAUUGCACGUGGAACCAGGUAAAUUAAAUGAAAUCUCUUUCGAGCCGUACUUGUGGAAUCGACUAAAUACACCAAAACGACCGUGUUUAGUGGCAAACGAGUCACACAGAUAUCGCGAUUUGGAUGAGUGGUACAACUACACACAUUCCAGUUGUCUGCUGGUGCAUCAACAGAGGGAAAUUAUGUCGGAAUGUGGCUGUAUGCUGGUUUUGAACCCAAGACCAGUAGCUCCUACCGAACAAAUGCCUUAUUGCGGUCGCUUGCGUGCCAACGAAAAUAUGACGGCGUUUAUGGAACGGUUGGCUUGCUUGUCCGAGAAGAUGCAAAAGGCCGUGAAGCAAAAAUAUGAUGGUACUGCAUGCCUACCGCGUUGUACGUACUACGAGUACCCAAGCACAACGUCGAUCACAAAAUGGCGAGGUUAUCCCUGGCAAUUGUAUUGGCUUCGGGUACAAAAUCAAGCAUCACAAAACUUGUAUUCAUACUAUCAGGAGCAUCCAAACGCCAACCUGACCGAACAUCCGGCAUUCAAACAAUGGGAAUUAUAUUUGAAAUAUGACAAUCUAACUCACAUCCCACGUCAUCAGGAACUUAUGAAUCUGGCUCAAGGUACCGGAAGCUACUUUGCCAACUUGCCAAAGUGGCCUCCGGAAAAUUUGAAUUUGGAUAGUGAAGAUUUUGCCUAUGUGGUGGUGAAAAGAAAAUCAACCAGUUUGAAUGAGAAGAAUGAAAAGUUGGUUCUUAGCUCCUAUGUCCUCGUCAGUCGUGUUGGUGGUUUAUGUUCCUUGACCGUCGGGGUUACCGCCGCGUUUUUCGCCGAGCUGUUAGAGUUCAUCUAUUUGUUGUACAGUGAAAGCCGAGAAACUAAAAAACCCAAAUUAGCACAAGAAAAUCAGGCAAGUCCCAUGUUACUGAUAGGUGCAAACAGUGAGCGGAACCGAAAUGUACAAAUUUGA
Messenger RNA from Echinostoma caproni, 1803 nucleotides. The record is from the annotation of a GenBank genome assembly. NCBI's taxonomy places the organism in Eukaryota, Metazoa, Platyhelminthes, Trematoda, Plagiorchiida, Echinostomatidae.